UUUGCAGCGAUUAUUUUUCCAACUAAAAUAAAAGUUUCUGCAAAAUAUAAUACGUCAAAAAUACAUUCUACAGAUUUCGCAGAUUAUGAUGAGGGGACCAGCAAGCCCAUUAAAGACCAAGCCUUAAUGCAUGAACCGUGCGGAGACUUCCGGCCUGGCGAAGACGACUUGCAAAUAAUCGAUUUUAUUAGGAAAUUCGGUUUGGACUCGGUCGAAGAAUCGUACAGAAGAAGCGUAACCAAAGUAACUGGAUCCAACCGUUGGCAGACGGCUUACAGGGUGGAAAAAACGAUGUAUUUAACAAUGCCCACGAGGGAUGUAUUUCCUUUAGGCGUUCCUCAGCAAUUCUCUUUCAUCGCUACUUUUAGUUCAAGAAUGAUGGACAGGACACAAUGGUACCUACUUACGAUCACUGAUGAUCAGAAUAUUAUUAAUUUGCAAAUCACACUAAACCAAGUUAAAAAAAUCAUUGAGUUCUCUAUAGUUAAUUAUGAAGGUUAUUUGCAAACUGUUACGUUUGAAGCAAUUAAUAUAUUUGAUAGAAAUUGGCAUAAAAUCCAUUUUGGAGUAUUUUAUGAUAGAGUAUUACUUUACGUGGAUUGUAAACAAAACGGUGUAAGAUUAUUAGAUCCCAAAGGUACGGUGAAUAUAUUUGGUAAUACAUCAUUACUAACAAACACUGAUUAUCAAACAGCGGCAGUGGAUGUACAAUGGGUAACACUUAGUUGUGAUCCAACAAGACCACAACGAGAAGGCUGUGCCGAACUCAAUAAUUUAAUUGGAGAAGAAACCUAUAGUAGUAAAUGUCCUCUAGAAAAUAAAUGUUCAAAAGCACACCAAGUAAAUGUAAAUCAAAGUCUACAAGGUUCAACAGGACAACGGGGACCACCAGGACCAAUAGGACCACCAGGACCACCAGGACUACAAGGACCACCAGGGCCUCGAGGACUUUUAGGAAUUGAGGGACCUCCAGGAUUACAAGGACCUCCAGGUUUACCAGGAGCUGAAGGCCUUCGAGGACUUCAAGGUUUACCUGGUACUCCAGGUUUACCAUCGUUACCUGCUUUACGAGGGGAAAAAGGAGAACCGGGAGAACCAGGAGUUCCAGGUUUGAGAGGCGAGCCUGGACUUCCCGGAUCUUCAAUUUAUAUUCCAGCUAAACAAGACACGCAAUAUUUAAGACCGGGGACACUUGGAAUACAAGGCGAAAAAGGAGAACGUGGAGAACCUGGGCCACCGGGUUAUUCUGGGAAUAGUUUCAGUGAAAAUGAGAUAAAAGAAAUCUGUAUAUCGAUUUUGAAAGAACAAUUAAUGGAACUUACCAGCUCGCUCGUUGGUCCACCCGGACCACCGGGUCGGUCAAUUAUCGGUAAGCCCGGAUCCCCAGGUAUCCAAGGACCACCGGGCGAGCCCGGGCCACCGGGGUUAGGAAUGCCGGGUGAAAGAGGUUUCCCAGGAGCUCCCGGUACACAAGGAUCAACAGGUCCAGAAGGAGCAAUUGGACCUAAAGGAGAUAAAGGAGAACGUGGGCCAGAAGCUGUAGCAUAUGAAGGUCCACCAGGACCCCCUGGUCAACCUGGUCCUAAUGGAGCACACGGUAGACCUGGAGAUAGAGGAGAACCAGGAAGACCCGGUCCAGUUGGUCCACAAGGUUAUCCAGGACCUCAGGGUGCACCAGGUUAUUGUGAAAUGUGUAAUAAUGUUUAUUACGCAGGUAGACCACCAGCAGCUGGAAAUUUCAAAGGACCUUAAGUUACAAAUAUAUAUAUAUAUAUG
This is a messenger RNA of Sipha flava (yellow sugarcane aphid), 1776 nucleotides long. Its product is annotated as collagen alpha-1(IX) chain-like. The transcript has 16 exons. Lineage: Eukaryota; Metazoa; Arthropoda; Insecta; Hemiptera; Aphididae. The annotation marks the transcript as partial. The record is from RefSeq and is a predicted model, not a curated record.